AUGAGUAAUGGUACUCAAAAUGGUACUGCUGAAGCUCCUACCAAGGGCCAAAAAGGUACCAUUGAGAAGAUAUAUCAAAAGAAAUCCCAGCUUGAGCAUAUCCUCUUGCGUCCAGACACAUAUAUUGGGUCCGUUGAACGGGCAACAGAGACUAUGUGGGUGUAUGACAAAUCUAAGGAGUGCAUGGUGCAGCGGGAACUCACUUAUGUACCAGGUUUAUAUAAAAUAUAUGACGAAAUUUUAGUAAAUGCAGCUGAUAAUAAGCAAAGAGAUCCUAAAAUGGAUGUAAUAAGAAUUGAAAUAAAUCAAGAACAAAAUACUAUAUCAGUAUAUAAUAAUGGAUGUGGAAUACCAGUUGUAAUGCACAAGGAAGAAAAAAUGUAUGUGCCAACUAUGAUUUUUGGACAUUUAUUGACAUCGUCAAAUUAUAAUGACGAAGAGGAGAAAGUUACCGGUGGAAGGAAUGGUUACGGUGCAAAAUUGUGUAAUAUUUUCUCGACAAAAUUUACUGUAGAAACUGCAUCUAAACAGUAUAAGAAACAUUUUAAGCAGACUUGGGGUGCAAACAUGACGAAGGCAUCAGAGCCUAAAGUGAAAGAAUCUGGGAAAGAUGAUGACUUUACAAAAGUGACUUUUAGCCCUGAUUUGGCUAAAUUUAAAAUGGAUAAAUUAGAAGAUGAUAUAGUAGCGCUAAUGUCGCGCAGGGCGUAUGACGUAGCCGCAUCUUCAAAUGGUGUAAAAGUUUAUUUGAAUGGAGAAAGACUAAAAAUAAACAAAUUCAAAGAUUACAUAGAUUUGUAUAUUAAAGGUAAAGAGGAUGAGAAUGGUCAGCCUUUGAAGGUUGUAUAUGAAAAAGUCAAUGAUCGUUGGGAGGUAGCUCUUACACUCUCCGAUCGGGGUUUCCAACAAGUAUCAUUUGUUAACUCUAUUGCUACCACUAAAGGGGGCAAACAUGUUGACACUGUAGCGGAUAGUGUCGUUAAGAACGUUCUUGAAGUUUUAAAGAAGAAAAACAAGGGUGGUGUAAACAUAAAACCUUUUCAAGUCAAAAAUCACAUGUGGAUUUUCAUUAACUGUCUCAUUGUAAACCCAACCUUUGAUUCGCAAACUAAAGAAAAUAUGACUCUCCAAGCAAAGAGUUUUGGUUCUAAGUGUAAUUUCUCUGAGAAAUUUGUAAAUGCAGUAUCAAAAUCGGGUUUAGUCGAAUCAGUAUUAACUUGGGCUAAAUUUAAGGCUCAAACUGAACUCGUAAAGGCGUCUGGUAAGAAACAGAGUAAAUUAAAGGGUAUACCGAAGUUAGAAGACGCUAACGAUGCUGGAACCAAAAAUGCACAUCUUUGUACUUUGAUUCUCACUGAGGGAGACUCGGCAAAGACAUUGGCUGUGUCAGGACUCAGUGUAGUAGGCAGAGAUCACUAUGGUGUAUUUCCAUUGAAGGGUAAACCUCUCAAUGUAAGGGACGCUUCCCAUAAACAAGUCUUGGAAAAUGUUGAAAUCAACAACUUAAUCAAAAUUAUUGGAUUACAAUACAAAAAGAAAUACAACUCUGUUGACGACCUCAAAUCGUUACGAUACGGCAAAGUUAUGAUAAUGGCUGAUCAGGAUCAAGAUGGCUCCCACAUAAAGGGACUUAUAAUUAAUUUCAUACAUCACAAUUGGCCAGAACUGCUAAAAUUGCCAUUUUUAGAAGAAUUUAUUACACCUAUCGUUAAAGCAACGAAAAAAGAUAAAGAAAUAUCGUUUUAUUCGUUACCAGAGUUUGAAGAGUGGAAGCGUGAAACAGAGAAUAACCACACCUACAAUAUAAAGUACUACAAAGGUUUGGGUACCUCCACUUCAAAGGAGGCUAAAGAAUAUUUUCAGAACAUGGACAGGCACAGAAUCCGUUUCCGUUACAGCGGUGCAACGGAUGAUCAUCAUAUAGAACUGGCUUUCUCAAAGAAAGGUGCAGAUCAACGGAAGGAGUGGUUAACAAAUCACAUGGACGAAGUUAAACGGAGAAAGGAGAUUGGUCUACCUGAAAGAUAUUUGUACACAAAAGAUACUAAAGCAGUUUCCUAUUCGGAUUUUGUUAAUCUGGAGCUGGUUCUCUUCUCCAAUGGUGACAAUGUUAGAUCAAUACCUUCAAUGAUAGAUGGCUUGAAACCCGGUCAGCGUAAAGUAAUCUUUACCUGCAUAAAGCGUAAUGAUAAAAGAGAAGUCAAAGUGGCGCAGCUGGCUGGUUCAGUUGCUGAACAUUCUGCAUAUCAUCACGGUGAACAGUCCCUAGCGAUGACUAUAGUCAAUCUCGCACAGAACUAUGUGGGUUCAAACAACAUCAAUCUAUUGGAACCCCGCGGUCAAUUUGGUACCAGACUGUGCGGUGGUAAAGACGCGGCCAGUCCCCGUUAUAUAUUCACCCUCAUGUCACCCCUAACUAGGCUGGUGUUUCAUCCCCAUGAUGAUCCAUUGCUUGUGCACGAAUUUGAAGACAACCAGAAGAUUGAACCUGUCCACUACAUCCCAAUCUUGCCCAUGGUGCUAGUGAAUGGAGCAGAGGGCAUCGGCACCGGCUGGUCCACUAAGAUACCUAAUUACAAUCCUAGGGAUAUUGUUGCUAAUAUACGGCGCAUGCUGGAUGGUGAGGAACCAGUACCUAUGCACCCCUGGUACAAGAACUUCCGCGGCACCAUCGAGGGCUUCAGCGAUAAAUACGUCAUUUCCGGAGAGGCCGCCAUCUUGCCCAACGAGAAGAUCGAGAUCACGGAACUUCCGGUCGGCACCUGGACGCAGAACUACAAGGAGAAUGUUCUGGAGCCCAUGCUAGGAACCGACAAAGUCAAGCCGUUGAUAUCGGAAUAUAGAGAAUAUAACACGGAUACUACAGUAAGAUUCGUAGUGUCUCUGUUGCCGGGCAAAUUGGCUGAAGUUGAAGCGGAGGGCAUCCACAAAGUGUUCAAACUUCAGACAACCAUUUCUAUGACGUGUAUGAACGCGUUUGACCACAAUAACUGCUUGAAGAAGUUCGACAAAGUAGAAGAAAUUCUUCGUGACUUCUACGAUGUGAGGCUUAAAUAUUACUCUAAACGUAAGGAGUUCCUCGAGGGACAGUUGCAAGCCGAAGCAGACAAACUGACAAACCAAGCGAGGUUUAUUGUGGAGAAAUGCGACAAGGGGCUUGUGGUUGAGAACAAGAAGAGAAAGGCAUUGGUCGAUGAACUCAUCAAGAGAGGCUAUGCCCCUGACCCCAUUGCGGACUGGAAAAAGCGAGCCACUAAGAUGCAAGGGCUCACUGCCCUCGAAGAGGAAGAAGAACCAGUAGAGUCUGAAGAUGAACCAGAACCGGAAGAGACUAAGGGGAAACCUGCUGAUCCCGAAAAAGCCUUCCAAAAUCUAAAAGAAGUGAAGAAGUUCAACUACCUCUUGGGCAUGUCCAUGUGGAUGCUCACGAAGGAGAAGAAAGAUGAACUGCUCAAGCAGAGAGAUCAGAAGUUGUCCGAGCUGACCAUAUUAAAGGCGAAAACACCAUCAAUGCUAUGGCGUGAAGAUUUAGACACGUUCUUGAUCCGCCUCGAGGAUCUGGAAGAGAAGGAGAGACAAGAAGAGUCCAGCAGUAACAAGAAAACUUCCAAAGCUGUGAUGGAAAGGAUGAAGGGCAAGAACCAAAAGAACCGCAAGUCCAUAUUGGAUAUAGGCCCCUCGGACAAUGGUCGGAGAGUGGAACCCAAGAUUUCAGAAGAACUCAUCAAGAGGAUACAGGCGGCUGAGAAGGCUAAGAUCAAGAAAGAAGUUAAGAAAGAAUAUGACCCUGAUGAUCCAACUGGUGUCAGUCCGGCCAGUGGUGAAAAGAAACAGCCAAAAGCGCGCGUAAAGAAAGAGAAACCGGAAAAGCCGGAGAAAGCCGAUAAGGCGGAGAAAUCGGAUGGUUUGAAACAAACCAAGCUCUCUUUCAAGAAAGAACCUAAGAAGACACAAAAGAAGAUGACAUUCAGCGGCAGCAGUUCGGGGGAGAUGUCGGGCUCCGAUGUGGAAAUGGUAGAGCCGCCCGCGCCCCGCGAGAGACAGACCACAAGACGGGCUGCUACUAAGGUGCAAAAAUACAAGGAUGGUUCGGAGGAUUCGGACUCUGGCUCGGAAGUGGAGUUGCACGAUAACAAGCUGGGAUCAGACAGUGAAGCUCCUCGGGCCAUGUCCCUCAGUGACGAUGAUGACUUCAAUGUGAAGAAGCAUGGUGAUAAGAAACCGGCUGAGAUGGACUCGGAUUGCCUCUUCGAUUCCCUUAUUGAAGAUACAAAGAAAGAAGAAUCGCAUAAGAAGGAUGAUGUAGACACGGCGGUACUAAGCAGUGACGAAGAAGAGCCGCCGCCGAAAUCUCCGCCCAAAAAGAAACCGGCUCCGAAGAGGAAAUUGAUGAAUGUUGACAAGGAGAAGGAAAAAGAGAAGGAAAAGGAAAAACCUAAGAAAAGACCCGCUAAAGUACUCUUAAGUCAGGAUAGUGAUGAUGACAGUAUAUUUGACAGUAAAAAGGAGAAAAAGAAGACGAAUCCUAAGAAGAAAGUGAAGAAGAUGUCCAGUGACAGCGAGUGUGAGGAGAUCCCGAGCAGUCCGGUGGCACCACGUCCCAAUGCACGUUCUCGUCCGCAGAAGAAGUAUCACUUCAGUGAUGGCUCUGACUCUGAU
Molecule: messenger RNA, 4659 nt
Organism: Brenthis ino (lesser marbled fritillary)
Lineage: Eukaryota; Metazoa; Arthropoda; Insecta; Lepidoptera; Nymphalidae
Source: the annotation of a GenBank genome assembly